CAAUGGCGCAGGAUUACACAUCAAUUCCGGACAUCUGAUUGCGAUCUCUUAUGUUUGCAAACCGAUAUCUGUUGACAUGAAUGCUGUUUCAUCGCGGACCAACAGCGAGAUGCCUGUUUACGAAAAAUCAGCCCUUUAUCCUCGUUUAGUUAAAUGAUCCCAAUUGGGCUGGCCAAUGUAGCCGUCUUUCAGUUCUGCGCGUUUAGAGCAUUUGUUUUACAGGAUUGUUUGCAUGAUCUCUCAGAAGAGGCUGAUUUAACUCGUCUAUCUCUGGAUUGGUUUAAAGGCACAUCUUCACAUCAGUCGGAUCAAAGAAGAGAUUCGACUUUUUUCAUCCGGGAGUGGGGCUUAAUAUGUCAAGACGAAAACAGACCAACCCUUUCAAAGUGAAUUGGCCUUUUCACACAACUGGGUUGGUAGGACCACAGCACACUUUUGAGAUGGAUUCUCGAGAUGACUUAAUUGAGGACGGUGAAUGCCAUGGCAACAACUCACAGGACCCUGAAGAGCAAGACAGUUCAAGUGACGAUGGUGACAGUGAUUUUGAUAAAGACGACUCAUCAAAUGCGUCUGCUGAUGACAGCAUGAUGAGUCAUAAAAGCAGCGGUUACCACAUGCAACACGAUGACGUCAAGGAGGAGAGCGAGGAGGGAACAGACCAGGGAAGCGGUUAUGUGUGUCCUCUUUGUUCCUUGGAGUUCAGUAGCCCAGAUCAGCUCGUCGCACAUGUCUACCAGCACACAGCAGUGGGUGGCUGUAAAAGUUAUGUCUGUCCUGUUUGUGGACGAGCUCUCAGCUCUCCGGGCUCUCUUGGUCGCCAUAUUCUCAUCCACUCAGAGGACCGCCUGUCCAAUUGUGCAGUGUGUGGCACUCGCUUCACAGACACCAACAACUUCAACAGGGAAAAGUUGAAGGAAUUCCUCAACACGAGCAGUAUAGAGAUCAACAGUGAUGGUGAGGCCUGCUCCAUGUCCAACUCCCUACCUAGAAGCCCCAUGACAAACCCCGGCACCAAUCCUGGUCCUGCACUGAAUUCAUUGCCAGACGGCCUCCUCUCUUCUGCACCUCCUCUUCCCUCACUCUCUGAAAGCCUCAGUCCAUGCAACACGGGUCUUCCACCUCUUCCAGACAUUCUGAACCCAAUGCCCGUGUACCCGGCUGGGGUUCUGUUGGUGUGCAACAGCUGCGUAGCUUAUCAGCAACUUGUGGAUGCCCAGUCUCCAUCCAUGAGAAAGUGGGCAAUCCGUAGGAAGAGCGAGCCUGUGGAGGUGCGGAUGCAGCGGCUAGAACGCGAGCGAACGGCCAAAAAGACCAAACGGGCUUUCGAGACACCAGAGGAGCGUGAAAUGCGCCGCUUACGAGACCGCGAGUCGAAGCGGAUGCAACGGAUGCAGGAGUCUGAUGAGCAGCGUGCACGCCGUCUACAGCGCGACCGGGAGGCCAUGCGAUUCAAACGGGCGAAUGAAACGCCAGAGAAGAGACAGGCACGCUUAAUUCGUGAAAGGGAAGCUAAGAGGCUAAAGAGACGUCUGGAGAAGAUUGACCCAUCACUGCGAAACCAGAUCGAGCAUGAUCCUGCGGCAAUGGCAGCUCUGACUGCUGACAUGAAUCUAUUCCAGUUUUCCUUCCCCAUGUCUGUUCCUUCCAUGGACAAUGGCCUGUUCAUGAAGCUGCCAUAAUGAGCACAGCUCCCAACACCUCUCAGCUCAAAAUUCGGGAAGUAUUUGUUUGCCAUUCUUAAAACAAAGCUUGACUAUGACUGCUAUAGGAUUAUAAUGGUCUAGCAUUUUCAAGGGGCAUUCACUCUGGCAGCAAUUUGCAGCAACAAAGCAACCAGAAGUUAUUAAUUUUCAAUGUGAGUUGGUGAUUUGAGGCUACGUGAACGAUGGAGACCAUUGGCGAUGCGAGAAAGUUGAGAAGAGUUCAACUUUAUGCAAAUGUGCAGUGAAACGAUGCAGCGACUACCAAUGGGAGUUCAAAUGGUGAAGCUCACGUGAUCCACAUUCUUAUAAAGUUCAAUACUGCAGUCAAGUAGGAAUACCUGCUAGCAAUCUACAGUUCAGUGGUCGGUUUUGGUGUGAACCAACCCUAAUGAAUUUAUGUAACAAACUGAAUUUAUAUAAAAAAAAAAUUCCAACGCUGAAAUAAGGGCAAAGAUGUUUCCCUGCCUGUAAGCAUAUUUAGAAGAUUCAUUCUAUUUCAUUUUCAAGACUCGGAUUUAGAUUUUAACCGGCUUUGUUCAGAGCAGUAAGACAUUUCCGUAAAGUUUCUUUGUUUGCACACAGAUUCGUAGUGACGGGAGUGAGAAAUAAAGCCACUCCACACUCUGUUCAGCUUACUGUUCAAAUUUACCAGUCAAAAAGGUUGGAGUUUACCUGUAACCUUGGCUCACCUGCCAGGACCCUAGAUCGGGUCACUGACUAGCUCAUAUUCACAUAACCAACUACCUCACCAUGGGCUCUCUGUAUUGCCCAGUUUACCUUUGGCCUCUGCCUGGAUUGCAGGUGCUGUACAGGCCCACACACUGACUCGACGUUCCUUUUGCCAACAUAUACUACAAUAAUGUUUUUACAGAUUAGCAAAAACUGUAACACAUAGUUUAAACGCUGUUAGGAGGCAAGGAAAAUCAGUGGCCCUGUUUGUGGUCUUUACUCAUGCAUGUCUGUGAAGUCUGUGAGACCAUAGGACAGGGCUACUCCGAUCUACUCCUGGAGGGCCACUGUUCUGAGUUUAGAUCCAACCCUAAUUGAAGACACCUGAACAAGCUAAUCAUGGUCUUUUUGAAGUCAGAUUGAAACCAAGCGAAUUGGAUUUCUGAAACAACUUUCUAAAAUGUUUGUUGAUUGAUUGGAUGCCUAAGCGUUAAGUCCAAAGUAUACUUCGGCUUUCCAUCGGCCGCUAUGUCUCACCUACAGUGCACUACAUGCAAAUUGCCAUCAUCAGUACAGCACUCGUGGAAUGUCCAUGUGCAGCCCAGUUCAGGGUUUCUAUGGACAUGAGAAUUUUAAAAUUGUGUUUUCCAGGCCUGGAAAACUCAUGGAAAUUGUUAAGAUCUUGAAAUUCUAAGAAAUUUCUUUAGUGAAUGUACAUUUUUCCAGUUAUAACAUUUUGUAAUAAUAAAUCAGCUAGAUUUUUCUUGCAUUGUUGUGCUAAAAAAAAGAUAGAUGCAGCAUAAUGAAUAGAACAAAAUGCAGCUGUCUGUAUUGACACUUUAAAACAUGACACCGCUGCAUGUGACACUAAAGGAAAACGGCGCAUGUUUACCCUAAGCCAAGAAAAACAAUGAAAAUAUAACGCAGACAGAUGGGAAAAACAUGUUGGGUGUACACAGUCGAUAAAACUUGCUCGCAAGGGAUGUCCGAUUUGUGAUAGAAUCGUUCUUUUGGGCCAGUGGUGUUUCAAAAUGGCUCAAAGUAGUCUGAAUGAUUCAUUAGCGAAUUGGUCUGAAUUAUUCUGUAUACAGUAAUCACAAAUGCCUAGAUAGGUCAUGGAAAAGUCAUGGAAUUCCAUUGGCCAAACAGGAUGGGAACCCUGCCAGUUUUUGUAGACGGUCCACAUAUUUGCUCGUUGUCUGCACAGGUGCCUGACAUUGAUUGUACUAAAAGAUUAUCAGAAAGCAUCCGUACAGGUUGUGUACUUAAGGUUGAGUGCUCGACUGUGAGCAAAAUGGAAUGGCAUGCAGGAAAAUGAAAGUAUGUUGCAGCAAAAGUUAAAAUUACUUUUGUUGAAGAUGAAGUGUAACUUUCACAAACGAUUGCGUUUUUCCUCUACUCCCUUGUGGCUCACCAUCCCCAUUUAAAUCAAUUUAUUCACAGCACUCUGUGACGCAACAAACUCUAGUGUGUUGGUGCCCUUAUUCACCCUCGAUGCACCCUUUUUGCCAAGGCCGGAACGCUAGACUAGUGCGGACUACUACCGGACUAUGCUGCAUUACGACAUGAAAAUACAGUAUGGAUUCUGAGGAGGUCUGCAAGGUUUGAGGGUGUCAUUUGGAGUAGGGCCUCUACUCUAGACUCGUUUGUCCUUUUGAAAAGAGGCAGGACUUCUCUGAGGAUUUACUGUUAGAUUUAUUGUUUAAUGGAUUCAUAAAGAAAGUAUAUUUCAAAGCACAUACACAUUACUCUGACCUCGAAAAGGCUUUAUACUUUACACAAUGCUACACGGGUUGAUAUUUGUGCAGGUACUCAGGGAUGGUGAGGAUCAAACUGCAUCCUCAAGGCCUGAGAACUCAGAGGAGCAGGAGACCUCCUCUUCCUCAUCUAUCAUCAUCACUAUUUCAGAUCAGGACACUGAACUUCCAAGACAUCCAUAAGGAUAUUACUCAGCUAACCACCCAAUCUCCUUGUCUGCUGCUGUCACUGUACUGUAUAAUGUGUACGUUACCUCUUUAAACCUGUGCGGUCCUGCACUGGAACUGGGAAUGCUUGUUGUGAACAGUGAGGCACUUAGUGUGCUCUUGAUCUCUAUGGCAACAUAUGUAGUGUAUAAAAAUGAAUGUUGCCUUUGUCACUGGAAAGUUGUGCUAUGGUUUUAUAUUGAUAUACAGUUCAAUGAUGUUUUGAGCCCUAUUUCUAUGAGAUGUACAAUGAUGUAAAGGUUUAGAGAAUGCACAUUCAGUAAUCAGGAUGAACACCUAAAAAAAGAAAUCCCUCCAGUUUGAAGCAAUGAUAAUAAUAGUCAACAUGAAAUUAAAAUGGACUUUCUUUUUACACAUUCCUGGUCUUGUUGUACUUGAUCAGUGCAUGUUAUUUAAAGAGGUUAUUUUUAUUAUUAUUAUUAUUUAUUUUAUCUUUUAUCAAAAUAUAAUAACUAGCUCCCACUCUGAAACAACAUUCCUUGCCAUCUGAUGUCACUUUGGCUGCUUGUAAGUAAUGCAGCCUUUAUUAAAUCUUGCUAUCUAAUGCAGAUAAUUUUGUGCUUGUUAAAGGCCAUCCAAAACAUCCAUCCAAAGGUUCAUCCAAAAUAAGAUAAUUCUGUCAUCAUUUACUUUUCCUCUAACUGUUCAAAAGCCAUUUUACUUUCUUCCAUUAAUUACAAAAGGAGAUGUUAAAUAGAAUAUUAGCGACUGACAGCGUCAGUCACCAUUCACUUUCAUUGUGCAUGGUCAAAAUUCUUCCAAAUUUUCCAUUGCGUUCCCAGAAAGUAAGUCAUAUGGGUUUGGAACAGGGGCGGUAUUCGGUGGUGCAUUAAUGUACUUCUGGGCCCUUGGUCUUACUGUCCCUCAGGGUCCCCCUGCCAGAUGUCGGGGGGUGGAACUGUUCUAUGUUCCAUGUUAAUGAUCUAUGAACAUACUCUACAUUGGAUGGCUUGCAUAGUUGCACACCAUCUCCAUAUUUACAACAGCAUCUCCUGGUGAAAGCAUUUAGACCAGUGGUUCCCAACCCUGUACCUGGAGGCACAUUUGGUAUAUCUCCCUUUUCUGACCCACUCAAUUCAGGUCUUGGAGUCUCCACUAAAAAGCUGAUGGGUUGAAUAAGGUGUGUUUGAUUAGGGAGAUACAGUUGAAGUUAAAAGUUUAAAUACACCUUGGCCAAAUACAUUUAAACUCUGUUUUUCACAAUUCCUGACAUUUAAUCAUAGAAACCAUUCCCUGUCUUAGGUCAGUCACCCCCACAACAUCAUGCUGCCACCCCCAUGCUUCACGGUUGGGAUGGUGUUCUUUGGCUUGCAAGCCUCACCCUUUUUCCUCCAAACAUAACGAUGGUCAUUCUGGCCAAAAAGUUAUAUUUUUGUUUCAUCAGACUAGAGGAAAUCUCCCCAAAAAGUUAGAUCUUUGUCUCCAUGUGCACUUGCAAACACUUGUAGUCUGACUUUUAUAUGGUGGUUUUGGAGCAGUGGCUUCUUCCUUAUUGAGCAGCCUUUCAGGUUAUGUCGAUAUAGGACUCGUUUUACUGUUGAUAUAGAUACUUGUCUACCCGUUUCCUCCAGGAGCUUUACAAGUUCCUUUGCUGUUGUACUGGAAUUGAUUUGCACUUUUCACACUAAAACACGUUCAUCUCUAGGAGACCGAAUGCGUCUCCUUCCUGAGCGGUAUGAUUGCUGCGUGGACCAAUGGUGUGUAUAUACUUGCAUACUAUAGUUUGUACAGAUGAAUGUGGUACAUUAAGGCAUUUGGGAAUUUCUCCUACUAUGAACCAGACUUGUGGAGGUCCACAAUAUCUUUUCUGAGGUCUUGGCUGAUUUAUUUUGAUUUUCCCAUGAUGUCAAGCAAAGAGGCACUGAGUUUGAAUGUAUGCCUUAAAAUACAUCCACAGGUACACCUCCAAUUAAGUACACCUCCUAUCAGAAGCUAAUUGUCUAUAAGCUUGACUUAAUAUGCUGGAAUUUUCCAAUCUGCUUAAAGGCACAGUUAACUUGGUGUAUGUAAACUUCUGACCCUCUGGAAUUGUGAUAUAGUCAAUUAAAAGUGAAAAAAUCUGACUGUAAACAGUUGUUUAACAUUACUUGUGUCAUGCACAAAGUAGAUGUCGCUAAAAGACUUGCCAAAACUAUAGAUUGCUAAUAUUAAAUCUGUGGAGUGGUUAAAAACAUUGUGUAUGUAAACUUCUGACUUCAACUGUAUCCAAAAUGUGUUGGGGGGGUUGUCCUCCAGGUACAAGGUUUAUAACCACUGGUUUAGAUGUAAUCCUCCUGUGAAUGUUGAUGGGGAGAAUUGGGUGGCAGGCGCCACUAGAGGGGCACCCCUGGGAGUUGUUGUCCCCUGGUCUUCAGCCAUACAUAAUGUGCCCCUGACGGUACCUGGAUGUGAUCUUUAGGGUGGGUAACUGUUCAUCACUUUGUCUGACUAGGGUUAUCCUCCUUGAUAAUUUCGCAGGGGGGUUGGUCCUCCUUGAUUGUGGUUUGACGUUGUUCUGUGAGGCCGUCAGACGUUUCAGGGGGAGCUCAAAAAUCUAGGGGGGUCAUGCCUCCCCAGUUUAGACCAGGCCAUGGUUUGUUAUGACAUUGGGGUGAGUAAAUGAUGACAAUUUUUAUUUUGUAAGGUUAAUAAUAUAAAUGUUACAGUAAUAGUUUUGGGAAAAGAAUCAUCAACAUUAGGAUACAUUGAGGGUGAACUUGACCUUCAGACUCCAUGUCCCAGUAAAAAAGCCUUGUAAAAAAGACUCGCAAUAGACUUUAUACUGAUCUGGCUCCAUUCUUAUGUAGAUUGCCCACUUUUCAUGAUCCAAUCAAUGGCCAUACUUUUUUACAUUUGAAUAUUUUUAAAUAUAUGAUAAUGAGCUCAUUUAUAUGCAUAACCUUAAAUCCAUUACGUUUAAAAAGCAGAUAACAAAUAAGGUCAGGUAAACGUCUAAACGGUUUAAGCAAAAAUCAUGUAAACACCUUAACCAGCCUUCUUAAAGACAUAUCUAAUGUGCGCAAAACUGUUUGUGUUUUUACAUCAAAAGUACAGAAUAAUCAGAUAAUUUAAUCUCAUGUAAAUGUUUUUCAAUAGCUGAUUUUUGAUAGUUUUCAUUGUAUGGCUGUGCAUGUAAAAGCGCUCAAUAUGCAAGUAAAAUGGGUUGCAAGGAAUUUCAUGUUGACAUUAAUGUUUACUCAGUUCUCAGUGUUUCAUAUUGGAGGGGGAGACAAAAGUCAUGCUAUCAUGGACCACUGUACAUCUGUAAAUCUUGAAACUCUUGAAAACAGGGUAGGAUUUUUAUGACAUGUAUGUGUUAUUUAAUUCCAAUACCUAUUGCAAGUUAUUACUACAGCGAAUGUCACACCUCUCAGUGUUUAGUUCUGUGUAAACUUUCACAAUGUGUUCAUUUACCAUCUUUAGAGAUACCUCUAAUACUUCAAGUUCAUGCACAAUUAAAGGCAACACAUUUAAUGCUUAUUAUACUGGAUCUGUCCCACAUUUGUGCUGUUUUGAUGAUGGUUUUUAAGUAAAAGAAGGGAUGUAUUGCAUAUGUUUAGCUCUCAAAGGUGUUCUACACAUCACUAUGCAAUUGAGAGCUGUAGUCAAAAACCUUGGACACUUUGUAUUACUACUAUGCAGUUGAUAUGAAAGUAAUGGACUCCAAUCACAACUCACCAGAUCACAAACCUCAGGCAACUCUUAACAGUCAAGCCAACAGUUGGCCCUCAAGUAAAUAACUUUGACCAUGGAGUCCAUCCUUACGUUUGAUUUGUAUGUUAAUGUGUGCAGAUUUAUGAAGAAUGACAACAAUAUACAGUAGCAUUCAAGUGCUGCUCACCUCAACUCAAGACAAAAUUGACAGAUUUUAAGAUUCUCUUCGAUACAAAAUGUGUGGCUUUUAUAUUUUAAAGAUUAAAUAUUAAUAUACAAAAAAAGAGAAUUUUCUUAUGUUUGGUAACCAUAUUUAGUCUCUAAAUUUUUCCUAAACUAGUAUUUUAUGUAAUAUGCAUUGCCAUGUGACAUUUAUGUAUUCGAACCCAUUUCAUUUGCACAUAUGUCAGUAAGCCACUGACAAUGGAACUUGCAUGUUAUAAACUACAUGUUCUAGAAUAGAUGCAUUUAUAUGAGCUACGUUUACGUGUCCAUUUCAUUAAUUACCGAGUCCAAAAAUGAUUUGCCUUUUCUUAGGUCUAUCUAGAUAUUUCCACUGUAAUGUUUACAAAUCUCUACAAGGCCAAAAUGAAUGAAACGUAAUGGGAGUGACAAGAAUAGCUGUGUAAUUACCUGGUCAUGCCACCAAAUGGUCCUGUUUAGAAAGCCAUGUUCUGUUAUUUGGUUAACGGAUUGAAAGCUCAUUAUAAAAGCAGGAUUAAAAUGUGAA
Molecule: messenger RNA, 8720 nt
Organism: Xyrauchen texanus (razorback sucker)
Lineage: Eukaryota; Metazoa; Chordata; Actinopteri; Cypriniformes; Catostomidae
Product: zinc finger protein 821-like
Exons: 6
Coding region: 354-1679 (441 amino acids)
Biological process (GO): regulation of transcription by RNA polymerase II
Molecular function (GO): RNA polymerase II cis-regulatory region sequence-specific DNA binding; DNA-binding transcription factor activity
Source: RefSeq, a predicted model, not a curated record